AUGGAAAAAGGCGCCACCUUCUCUACCAAUGAACCGUCCGUCCCCCAAUUGGACGCCCAAGUCGUCGAAGUCCUUCACGCGGAGGCCACGCCAAAAGAAGAGAAGUUAAUUUUGCGGAAAAUCGACUUGCACAUAAUACCGGUUAUGGCUGUAUGCUACAUGCUUCAAUACAUGGACAAGGUGACUUUGGGUUACGCCACCCAGCUAAAUUUAAGAGCAGAUCUUAACCUCCAAGGCAGCGAAUACAGCUGGUGCUCCUCCGUCUUCUACUUCGGGUAUCUCUUCUGGAGCUGGCCGAGCAGUUACAUCUCCGUUCGCUUCCCGCUGGGCAAGUACCUGGGGGCCUCCGUGGCCCUCUGGGGCGUGGUGCUGACCACCCACGCCGCCUGCACCAACUUCGGCGGCCUGUUAACCGCCCGCUUCUUCCUGGGAGUCACCGAGGCGGCGGUGGCGCCGGGCUUUUCGCUCAUCACGGGGAUGUUCUACAAGACCUCAGAGCAGCCGUCACGAAUGACAUUGUGGUUCCUCGGCAACGCUGUCGCCAAUGUCGUGUCCGGCCUCAUCGCGUACGGGAUCGGCCGGAUUGACUCGCAUAUCGCCUCGUGGAAGUUACUCUUCCUCAUUCUCGGCGUGAUUACCGUCGCUUAUGGCAUUUUUCUGGGGUUCGUUCUCCCCGAUUCGCCCUCGAAAGCCUGGUUCUUGACCGCCGCUGAGAAGAAGAUCGCGCUGCACCGGACCUUGGAGAACCGGACGGGCGUGAUGGAUGAAGGGGACUUCAAGGUCUCCCAGAUGCUGGAUGCACUCACGGAUCCCCAGGCCUGGUUGCUGGUUGGUUAUAGUGUCACUCAGAAUAUCCCGAAUGGAGGGUUUAGUUCGUGCAUAUGCAAAACCGACACCGCUGACCCCAAGUUCAAACAAAAGUUCAGCAGCAUAAUCAUCAAUGGCUUCGGGUUUAGUGAACUCAACUCCCUCCUCCUCUCUGCACCCAGCGGCCUCCUCCAGAUCCUCGCCAUCGGCGGCAUCUGCCUCACUGCUGCCUACAUCCCCAAAAGCCGGAUCCUCACGAUGAUCGUAGUCAUUGUGUUCGCGCUCGUAGGCGUGAUCUUGAUGAACACGCUACCCGAUUCUAACCGCUGGGGCCGCUGGGUGGGGAUUUUCCUGCUGGGCCCCUUUGCCACCAGUAUCCCCAUUUCUUUGAGUCUGAUCACGUCGAAUGUCGGGGGUUUUACGAAGAAGGCGACCGUCUCGGCGAUGCUGUUUCUCGCGUAUUGUACUGGCAAUAUCAUUGGGCCCCAGUUGUUCUUUGCUGAUGAGGCUCCAAAGUAUCCUACCGGACUGAGAGGAGUUCUAGUUGGAUUCGCUCUAGCGAUCUUCUUCCUCAUCCUCUUAUACAUCUACUACGAGUACGAGAAUCGACGACGCGACAGGAAAUACGCCCCCCCUGAUCAGGCAACCACGGAAGAUUACGUGACGGAGGACUUCCUGAGUCGCACCGACAGACAAAUUCCGUCUUUCAGUUUCAUAUUACCAGCGUACAGAAUUCCUGAAUCAUUCAAUGUUCCCGUCUUCGAGAUAGGAUGGCUGCUAAUGAAAUCAAUACGAGCCGGAAUUGGCACCGAUAUCACGCCUAGCUCGCUAGCUACCUCAUCCUUGUGUCGCGAACGACCGUGGACAAACAAGACGCUGGACUCGGCACUGAGGGGCUCCUUCAAGCAGCACCUUAUCGGCGGAUCCCGAUUUCUCAUGAAACACUUUGAAGUCGAAUCGGAUGUUUACAUCUUCGAUUUUUCCCGUGGAGCAUACACCGCGACUUUACUCAACGAUAUGAUCGAUUAUGCUGGCAUGAUCGGCUCCGACAGCGAAGAGCUCAUUCCUUUUAUCUAG
Messenger RNA from Aspergillus affinis, 1884 nucleotides. RefSeq names its product MFS general substrate transporter. The transcript is spliced from 6 exons. Gene Ontology annotation, cellular component: plasma membrane. Gene Ontology annotation, biological process: dipeptide transport; allantoate transport; tripeptide transport. Lineage: Eukaryota; Fungi; Ascomycota; Eurotiomycetes; Eurotiales; Aspergillaceae. Gene Ontology annotation, molecular function: allantoate transmembrane transporter activity; dipeptide transmembrane transporter activity. The record is from RefSeq and is a predicted model, not a curated record. The coding region runs from base 1 to 1884 and encodes 627 amino acids.